AUGCCGUCCGUCAAAAACCCCAACGGCCCGUCCAAGAACCGACUCGCCGCGCGCGCUGCCGCCGCCAAAAAGGUCCGAAGAAAGCGCAGCGAGUUGGGCAAGAACAAGAUUUCAAAGCAGGACGUCGCUCGUGGCGCAAGGCCCGGAAUCCUGCCGACGAGCGGUCCGCGAGCAAAAGUCAGCGCCAAGAAGGCGAGGAAGUUGGAGAGGAAGAUGGGAUAUGCGCUGAAGAGGAGGGUGGAAGCCGAGGGGGAGGCGCAGAUGCGAGAUGCGCCCGACGUGGAUGCCGAGAUUGAGAGGCAGCUGAACGAGGAGAACGAAAUGGAUGUCCAGUGA
Molecule: messenger RNA, 336 nt
Organism: Metarhizium album ARSEF 1941
Lineage: Eukaryota; Fungi; Ascomycota; Sordariomycetes; Hypocreales; Clavicipitaceae
Exons: 2
Coding region: 1-336 (111 amino acids)
Source: RefSeq, a predicted model, not a curated record